This is a messenger RNA of Naegleria fowleri, 3075 nucleotides long. RefSeq lists its product as uncharacterized. Bases 1 to 3075 code for a protein of 1024 amino acids. The record is from RefSeq and is a predicted model, not a curated record. The transcript has a single exon. NCBI's taxonomy places the organism in Eukaryota, Heterolobosea, Eutetramitea, Acrasida, Naegleriidae. Gene Ontology annotation, biological process: proteolysis. Gene Ontology annotation, cellular component: cytoplasm. Gene Ontology annotation, molecular function: calcium-dependent cysteine-type endopeptidase activity.
AUGUCUUCAUCCAACACCUCUACCAACGCUGAAAAGAUCAAAAUCACGUACGAAAAUAGCUACAUGGGAGAUAUCAAACUAGCUCACAUGUACGUGGAUAAUGUUUCGGGAAAGUACAUCUACCUUAAAUUUGUGUUUUCUUUGGCGAAUAUGUUCCAUACGACCGUUGAAGGAGCCCAAGACGCCAAAACGAAGGAAUACCCUCUAUUCUUGUAUCCCGGAGAUACAAAGGUAUACCUUACAAGCUUUCCAAUCAUUGAUCGAUAUAAGAGUUGGAAGUAUAAUUUCAUGUACAAUUAUUCGUUUGCAGACAAACCAACCGAGUCGAGAGAGAUCUAUGAUGGAGUUUUCUUUGAGUGUUUCCAUAUGGGUUUCGGAAGUUUAAUUGUUGCUCUCAAGAACAAUAAUGUCAUUUUGAACAAUAGGGGUGAUCGCCAUGUUCAAGUCAAAAUUAAUUAUACCACUCUGACAAAUUUGAAGCCUAAUAGGAUCUAUGACGACUAUGUUGAUUUGUAUGACUUGAAAAUCCUGAACGAACUUCAAAUUUUGGACAAACAAGAGAAGACUACCUACAAAUACAAGUAUUUCGUAAAGAAGGCAGAAAAGCCUCUGACUGACGAAGAGGCAGGGUCCACUCUAUUGUCCUACUACUUUACCAAUGUAUCUAAGGCUCAAGCUUUGGUAGUCGAGAGGAGAGAGCUCAUACCUGGUGUAUUUGGUGUUCUCGAAAUGACCAAAGAAGGUUUUGCCGUCUUGAGUCUUGAGAAUAACACGUCGAGUGCCGUGAUUGUGCACGAUUUGAAGGUAAAGGGAGGUGAAAUGACAUUCAUUCAGGAGACCAUGAAAGAUUCAUCGAAUCCUCAACUGGUAGUAUUUCCAAACGAAACGAAAAAACAACUGGUUCGAAUUAAGCCUCCAAAAGGAUUAUUCCAAAUAGCAUAUGACUGCAAGGUUGCAGAGGGAAAAGUUGUUGAAGAGAAUGAAGUUAAAGCUUCACUCUUUGUAUAUGGAUACUAUUUCAAAGUAUUUAAUUGUGUGGUAUUGGCAGUCAAGAAUAAUUGUGACAAGGCUCACAAUUGCUAUCUUUUCAUGAAACAGCUCGAGAACUGCAAAGUGGUGACAGAAUAUAGCGAUCAACAUCGAAUGAUCGUAUUACCCUUUCACACCAAAUUGUAUUCUUCCUUGUAUUUGAUGGACACAACAAAGCCCUUUGUAUAUUCCUACGCAUAUCAAAUAAGCAGAGUCUUUGAAAAAGGUGACACAACUUCCUCUGUGACAGACUUGAAAUCUUUGCAGAACUCCUCGAAAGCCAACAGCUCUACCUCUAUACAAUCAGUACAAGCUCAGACUCAGGCGAACGAUUUACAUGCGUCAAUAGUGGACAAGGAUUUGAAAAUUGCCUUGGAAAGCAUUGAAAAUUUGGCCACACAAAGUGAAGUUGUGAAAAAUCAAAUUGCUUCAAAUGCAAAGUUCGUAGACAAAGAUUUUCCUCCUCAAAUUGAGCCUACCAUUUAUGACUCAUCAUUUGCUGGAAAAAGAAUUGAAAAUAUCAAGUGGGCUCGCGCUUCUGAAAUUUUAGGAAAAUCACUGGAAGUAUUUUGCGACGGCAUUGAACCUGACGACAUUAAGCAAGGCUCGUUAGGCGACUGUUGGUUGUUAUCAGCAAUUUCGAGCAUUUCUUCCAAACCAUUGCUCAUUGAGCGUCUCUUCACUACUCGAGUACCAAACGAAGCUGGUAUCUACGAGGUUAAUAUUUGUGUUGGGGGAGAAUGGACCAGAGUUAUUGUCGACGAUUUUUUCCCUGUGAAUGAAUGGAACAAUCCUGUGUUUGCGCACAACAAUGCUGCAGAGCUCUGGGUCAUGCUUCUAGAGAAGGCGUAUGCAAAAGUUUGUGGCUCUUACUCAAAACUCAUUUCAGGUUUUGCAGAUGAGGCAUUUGAAGACUUGACAGGAUGCCCUACCUUCAGCCUUCGUCUCAAUUCAAAAGAUCCUUCGUUUAAUGCUCAAAAUAUUUGGGAUGAGCUGUGUGAAUGCAUUCGAAAGUCUUAUUUCUUCUGUUGUGCCACUCCAAAUUCCCCAAAUUGUGAAAAAGUAGGCCUCAUAUCCUCUCACUUUUAUACUCUCUUGGACUGUAAAGAAGCCUUAAAUGGUGUGAAAUUGGUCAAGCUUCGAAAUCCUUGGGGAGGUACAGAAUGGAAGGGUGAUUGGUGUGAUGACGACACACGAUGGACCAAGGAAGCCAAGAUCGCUUUUCAACAUAUGGCAUUUAUGGACGAUGGAGUGUUCUAUAUGCCAUUCCAGGAUUUUCUAAACUAUUUCGUUAGCGUGGUGGUUUGCAAGUACGAUCCCAAGUUUUCUCGUAAUCAAGUGAAAGUUGUUUGCAAUACGACCAAUCAGAUAGGAACAUUUGACGACAAGACUACGUAUCCCAUUAUUGAAGUUAAAUUCGAUGACGACCAAGAUGAAGCCUUCUUUGGCAUCCACCAGAAGGAUCAACGUUAUAAGGAUGGACCAAAACUUGCUGCAGGACUUGGAUUCAUCAUGUUAGACUCAACAGGUUCUGUCGUUGGAGGAUGUCCAAUGAGUAGCAAUAGAUCUUCAUACACAAAGAAUUUGACACUAAAAGCAGGUACAUACUUCAUUGUUCCAAUUUGUCAUGCCAGAGAGAAUAUUAAAUCCUACACGAUCAGCAGCCACACUACAGGAAAAAGGACAAGUUUAAAAUUGAGUGAAUUAUCUUGCAUGACAAAUGGUGAUCAUUUGUUGAGCUUGCUGGACGUGUAUGCGUUGGGAGUGAAGGCGUUAGGUACCUCCAAAGAUACACUCCUGAAAGAAGCCAAGGCGAAUCUGACGAGCCACAAUUGGGGAACAUCGAUGGUUUUCUCAACCAAUCACAAAAAGUCAGUGACGGUGGAAAUGUCAGUCACACAGAACAAUAUGGUGAAUGCAGUCUAUUCUGAAAAAUUCGACCUUAAUAGCGUGAAAUCAAGCAAACUCGCAUGGAUUGGCUAUUGUGAUUCUCCUCGAGAUGGAUUUUCAUAUUCCUAUAGUUUUGCAUUUUCAUACAUGUAUUGA